Leguminivora glycinivorella is the source of this 1256-nucleotide messenger RNA. RefSeq names its product odorant receptor 85c-like. NCBI's taxonomy places the organism in Eukaryota, Metazoa, Arthropoda, Insecta, Lepidoptera, Tortricidae. Gene Ontology annotation, molecular function: olfactory receptor activity; odorant binding. Gene Ontology annotation, cellular component: plasma membrane. Bases 1 to 1185 code for a protein of 394 amino acids. The record is from RefSeq and is a predicted model, not a curated record. The transcript has 10 exons. Gene Ontology annotation, biological process: sensory perception of smell; detection of chemical stimulus involved in sensory perception of smell.
AUGUCUGAAUUUACGGAUUUCGAACCAAUGUUUCAAGAUACGUAUAAGUUCAUAUUGGAUCGUAUAAAGUCGAAUCAGAUUUACAUAAUGGAUGAAGAGUCACUGUGGAGGCGCUGGUGUUGGGUUAAACUGGCCGUGAACAUCCUGGCGGCGAUCAGCCACACGGCUGGCGUCUUCGAGAGGUUCACUCAGGGAGCUGACCUGGUGCAGUUGUCCACUGAUUUGUCAGCGGCACUUAUUCUUUGGCAAGCGUCACUUUUGUACAUACAAUUAUGUCUAAACCGAAAGUUGCUAAAGAAUCUGAUUCUACACAUGGGAGCAAAAUGGCGACCCGACGAUCAGAUGCGCUCGGACAUGGUCGCAGUGAAACAUGAGUAUGUCACUACUUUCCUCAAAUGGAUAACAAUAUUUUACAAGAUGGUGUCUACCUACGUAUUUCUGUACCUAAUGCCGCGUUUAGCGUACACUGCCGUGAAACAUUUCAUCUUGAAGGAUAAUUCUCCUUUCGUGAUGCCGUUCUACGUGAAGAUGCCAUUCAAAUACGAUAACAACUUUUUGCUGUACACCCUUGUGUAUUUGGCCGAUUAUAAAAUCUUGAACGAUGUAAGCAACCUAGUUACCUUCGACCUGCUAUUCAUGAACGCGGUCCUACAUCACCUCCGUCUGAUGUUCGUGAUACUGCAAGACGACCUUAGGGACGUGGCUGAAGAGAGAGUAGAACAGGCGGAGAAGACAUUGAAAAAACUCAUACCUGUUCACCAAGAUUUACUCCAAUUGAUGUUCGAGGUUAGCAACGCUUUUGGUGCCAUCUUCUUAAUUCACUUGGCUUUCUUUUCCGGAACCAUGUGUUUCUUUGGUUUUGCUGCUCGGGUACAUUGCAGCCCCGAAAGUAUUAAGAACUUGUUGGCAGCGAAUAUAAUUUUAGUUUGCAUUUAUACGUGUUGUUAUUUUGGGCAAAAUCUUACUGAUGCGAGUGUUAACAUCGCCCAAGCGGCCUAUGAAAGUCAAUGGCAACUCAGAACACAAGAAUACAAAAAAUGCAUUCUCUUUAUCAUGCUUAGGUCGCAGAAGGCUCAGUACAUCAGAUCCACGAGUUUCACCGACGUAUCGCUGCAAACUUUCACUAAGAUAUUGAACGUGACCUGGUCGUUCCUGUCACUCAUCACCAAAGUAUAUGAGGCCUAAAUAAUCAGAGAAAAAGUACAUCGCAUAAGUACAGUCUGUCUAAAUGUUAUGUUACAGUUCAAUUAAAAAUU